AUGUUUGAAUUGAAGGUAUUCGUGGACACGGAUUCUGUAUCACUCUCUCUAUCGGAAAAUGGGAACAGACGGAGGAGUCGACUUCUCUCUAAUAUAGUGCCCACAACUGAGCUCAACUCAAGUGGUAAUUCGAGCACAAGUUAUAUCUCUUCGUCUUCGUCGCCAACCUCGCAGUCGUCGCACUCAUCGGACCAAAUGGCGCCGACGCCUACAAUGGCUGCAGCCCUACCAUCGCCCACAUAUUCACCACAAAGUUUGUCGACACAACCGAUGUGUUGCACUCCAAACGCUAACCCUAACUGUCCAAUCAAUUCGGUCAAUACGGCUACUCUGCCCUUCAAACUCCGACAUAAGGCUAAGAACAAUAACAACGACAGCGACUCAGGUAGUGAUACCUGUGUUAAUGUGUUGACCGACAUAACCCCCAAUCAUUGUGAGAUCAACACCAAUGUAGGCUUCAAUGACAACAACACCCGCAGUGCUCUUAACGACUCGAUCCUCAAGUCUGAGAACUAUGCCCUCAGAAGUGAACUCCAAAGACUAGCCACAGAAGUGGCAUCUCUUAAGAAUGUGCUCGUCUUCAACCCGACCCCCAAUUCACUCAAAACUAUGACAUCCAACGACUCCAUUCACUCUCAUCUGUAUCGCAGAGACAGUCGUUCAGAAUCACCCGAUCUUAAGAGUGAAUCCAACGAAGAAUCCAAUGUCUUGUCUAAUAGAAAUCGAUCGCGAGAAAAGCGCCGCAUAUCUGAUAUGGUUCUCGAGGGCAGGGUUUUAGAGCUGACUCGAGAGAACUCUAUCCUCAGAGCGGAACUCUAUGCCAUCAAAGAUAAGUUCUGUUUACCACAAACACAG
Molecule: messenger RNA, 855 nt
Organism: Oppiella nova
Lineage: Eukaryota; Metazoa; Arthropoda; Arachnida; Sarcoptiformes; Oppiidae
Source: the annotation of a GenBank genome assembly